AUAGUAGAUUAUCAAAUGAUGUUCAAAUGUUACGGAAUUUAAAUUGUCACAGUGUAGAUUUACACUCUCGUUUGAAUAUAUUUUAAUCUUGUCGAUAAUUUCAUUUUUCAACCUUUUUUCUAGAGAUAAACAAUAGACAUAGAAACAAGAAAUGUUGAUAAAAAAAAUCCUCCCUAUUUUCUUACUAUUAUUAUCGACAAUUAUUUUAGCAGUCAAUAGCAACAAAGAAGAAUCAAGUGUAAUUAUUGUUGGUGCUGGAGCAUCCGGAAUUGCCGCUGCAUCAAAACUUUUUCAAAAUGGUUUCAAAAAUGUCAAAAUUCUCGAAGCGGAAAAUAGAAUUGGAGGACGAGUUUUUACAACUAAAUUCGGUGAUAAUCUCAUUGAUCUUGGAGGACAGUGGAUUCAUGGAGAAGAAGGAAAUAUAGCAUUCGAAUUAGCUUGGCCACUCGGAGUCGUUGAGAGAGGAGGAUUAUUAAGCGGAUUGAAUUACUUAAUAAUUGAUUCCUCUGGAAAUUUAGUUAAUCAAACAAUAACUGAGGAUAUUAUAGGUUUAUUUUUCAAAUUAAAAGAUGAAUUAUCGAUCUAUUCGGAGAAAAACAAUGGAUCUAUUGGUGAAUUCUUCGUCGCAGAAUUAAACAAAUACUUUAAAGAUCAUCCCGAAUUGAAAGACAAAACCGAGGGAAUUUCACUUUUAUUUGACAUGAUGCAAAUGGGAAAUGAUGCUGGCGAUUCAUGGUGGGAAGUUUCAACGACAAGUAUUUCCGAAUUUAAAGACAGUCCUGGAGAUUAUAUGGUAAAUUGGAAAGAACGUGGAUAUGGGACAAUCCUAGAUAUUUUAAUGAAACGUUUUCCAAAUUCGGAAGAAGAAUUGCCUGUUAUGAACAACACAAUUUUAAAUGCAGAAGUUGUUUCAAUUGACUACUCGGAUUCAAAUGGAAAAGUUAAAGUAAAAACUGUCAAUGGAGACACACAUUCUGCUGAUCAUGUCAUCUUCACAUGUUCCUUGGGUGUUUUAAAAGAUAGACACAAUUCCCUCUUUCAACCUCCUUUGUCAGAAGAAAAGCAGAAGACAAUUAAGGGACUUGGAUUUGGUAGUGAAGCAAAAAUUCUGUUAUCUUUUGAAAAUCCGGUGUGGAUCAAUGACACUACUUAUGGAGGAUUUACUAUCUUGUGGAAUAAAGAGGAUAUCGAAAAACUUGAAAAAGAUCCAGAAAGAAAUUGGAUGUUGGGACUAGUUGGAUUCUUUUUCGUCGAACAUAAACCACGAUUAUUGUACGCAUGGAUAUCGGGAAAUUAUUCCCGGGAAAUGGAAAAACUUUCAGAGCAAAAAGUAUUCAAUCAAACAGUUGAGCUACUCCAUAGAUUCGUUGGGAAGCAUCGCGAAGUUCCAACUCCAACUGGAAUGAUUCGAUCCAUGUGGAAUAGUAACAAAAACUUUCUAGGAACCUACAGUUUUAGAAGUUUAAAAUCAGAUGCUGAUAAUUCCUGGUCUUCGAUUUUGGCAAAACCAAUUGACGAUACUAAACCGGUAAUUUUAUUCGCCGGAGAGGCAACGAACUCCGAACACUUUAGCACUGUUCAUGGGGCAAUUGAAACUGGCCAUAGAGAAGCUGAUAGAAUUAUUAAACAUUAUUCAAAUUAGUCAAAAAAUUAGAAAAAUAUUUUAAAAUUUACUAGAAAAAUUUCCACACAAUUUCUUAUCAUAUUUUAUUAUUUAUUUGUUUCCCUUUUUGAUGAUGAUAUUAAUAAUGUUGUUUAUUCUAUUAAAUUACAAAAAAUCCGGAUUUUGUUACUUUUUCUCCCUGAAAUUAAAUAAAUAUUUAAACACG
Leptopilina heterotoma is the source of this 1829-nucleotide messenger RNA. Its product is annotated as protein anon-37Cs-like. Gene Ontology annotation, molecular function: polyamine oxidase activity. The record is from RefSeq and is a predicted model, not a curated record. The coding region runs from base 152 to 1642 and encodes 496 amino acids. Lineage: Eukaryota; Metazoa; Arthropoda; Insecta; Hymenoptera; Figitidae. The transcript has 8 exons.